AUAUUCAUCAUUCCAUUUGUUUCUUCUUCCUUAUCAUUGUCCUUUGUUUCACUUUAUAGCUCAGAUCAUCAUCAACUCAUCAUUUGCAAUUCAGACUACUUCAAAUGGAGACAGUUGAAUUGAAGGUGGAGAUGGUUGGCAUCCAUGAGAAGAGGCUUAGAAAAUGCCUAUCAAAACUGAAAGGAAUAGAGAAAGUGGAAGUGGAUGGUAAUAGCCAGAAGGUUGUGGUUACAGGAUAUGCACAUAGAAACAAAAUAUUAAAAGCCAUUAGAAGAGGAGGUCUCAAAGCUGAUUUCUGGUCUGCACAAAAUGAGCUUCUCAAUGCUUAUGCAAGUGCAAGUGCAAGUGCAAGCUAUGGAAACUUCAGAUUCAAUAACUUCAAUUUCUUCUAGCUCAAGCGUUAGCU
This is a messenger RNA of Pistacia vera, 406 nucleotides long. RefSeq names its product heavy metal-associated isoprenylated plant protein 28-like. NCBI's taxonomy places the organism in Eukaryota, Viridiplantae, Streptophyta, Magnoliopsida, Sapindales, Anacardiaceae. Gene Ontology annotation, molecular function: metal ion binding. Bases 105 to 392 code for a protein of 95 amino acids. The record is from RefSeq and is a predicted model, not a curated record. The transcript has 3 exons.